Messenger RNA from Hydatigera taeniaeformis, 846 nucleotides. The record is from the annotation of a GenBank genome assembly. Lineage: Eukaryota; Metazoa; Platyhelminthes; Cestoda; Cyclophyllidea; Taeniidae.
CCUUCAUCACACCUCAUUGCACUCUUCUUCUUCUAUUCACUGCAAGGCGUUCCCUAUGGGCUCCAAUCACGAUUUCUUCCGCUAAUCCUUCGCUCUCAUGGUUCCUCUCUUACCUCUCUUGGUUUCUACAAGCUUCUCUUUCUUCCUUGGGUCUUCAAGGGUGUCUACGCUCCUUUUAUCGACAGCCACAGCACACGCCGACGCUGGCUUCAGUUCUGCACCACGGGUCUUCUUCUCUGCUGCGCCUUCCUUUCCACCUUUCCUGAUGAGCAACUAGUUUCAUCUACUUGGAUUUUACCCUGCUGCCUCUUCAUCAUCAAUUUCUGCGCGGCCACUCUUGAUAUUGCUGUGGACUCACUAGCCAUUGGUAUGCUCAGUCAUUCAGAACUCUCUUGCGGCAACGCAGCUCAGGUGGUGGGAUACAAAUUUGGUGCAGUAGUGGGUGGUGGACUCCUCUCUUCAUUCUUCCCUUUGACUGUCGUGUUUGGAGCUCUUUGUGGAGUCUACACUAUGGGGCUGUGGGUCGCAACCUACUACAAGAGAUUUAAUGAGUUUGAGAAGGUUCAAAAUAUGGCUGAUGAUGAAGGCUGCAAGGGAGGAGACAAACGAGGCUAUGGGGAGGUACUAUGGAUGGCUCUAUUUGAGUCACCAUCCACACCGGGUCUUGUCGUCCUCUUAUUGUCGUACAAACUGGGCGAAAUGGGGGCCAUGAAUAUGUUGCCAUUGAUGCUUCUAGACCACGGCAUGUCUGUGCCCGUUGUGGGUUUCUGGACCGGUGUUGUUGGCCAAGCAUUCUCUAUUGCUGGCUCGUCCUUCGCCUCGACCAUAGUGCGACGCUUUGGGUAA